Molecule: messenger RNA, 192 nt
Organism: Aspergillus clavatus NRRL 1
Lineage: Eukaryota; Fungi; Ascomycota; Eurotiomycetes; Eurotiales; Aspergillaceae
Exons: 3
Coding region: 1-192 (63 amino acids)
Source: RefSeq, a predicted model, not a curated record
AUGCGCUUCUCCUUCCUUGCUGCCCUCGCCCUCGUUGGCACUGCCUUGGCUGCUCCUGCGGGCCCUAACAGGUCCGCUGCUACGAUUCCCAUCGGACAAACUUGCAAUAAGGACGGCAGCAUGGGCAUCUGCGAGAGUGGAUACUGUCUGCAAGACGAAAAGGCGGCUACCGGUACCUGCCAGGCGCAGUGA